AUGACCAAAGGCCACAGUGGCUACUAUGGCUGUCCCAACUGCUGCAUUGAGGGUGCAUACAUUGGAGGCAAGGUUGUGUUCCCCGAUUCAGACUGUCCCCUCCGCACAGAUGCUAGCUUCAGGCAGCAGCACGACUCCAAGCAUCACAGAGGAACGUCAAUUCUUGUUGAGUUGCCUCUUGACACUAUGAGCUAUGCUAUUGUGGAGUUUACUGCCUCUAAAGAGGUUGAAAUUGUGCCAACUACUUGGGUCACCGGGAGCAUGUGCGUCUGGCCACAUAAUGUAAAAGUGGAGAAGGCUGGGAAAAUGGCACGGAAGCAGCAUCUACCACAGUCAUGGUGGAAGCUGUAUGAAAUUGCUGUGAAAGGUUUGUUUGUUACCUAUGAACAUGCCCGGAAAAAGCUAAAUGACAGUCAGUUCCAUUCAGACCUGGCCAGGGAAACUCAAAUGCCCCCAUUGAAGAGGCGUAGACGGCCACCAGCAGCCUGGAGCAACUCUGACAGUGAAGAGAAGGAGGAAGAAACUGCCACAAGCCAGCCAGGACUGCCAGCCAUUCUAAAUAAUUCUCCAUCUGGAAUAACCUCGAAUGAAGCAACAAGUCUGCCCACAUUUGGCCAGGGAGACAAAGGCACACCAGAGACCCAGUUGUCAGAGACAAACUCGCCACAAGGCAUGUCUGAUAACCACUCUGUUGAUGCAGGUAUGUGCCAGAUAAGCGAGGUCAAAGUUAAGUAA
Dermacentor andersoni is the source of this 735-nucleotide messenger RNA. Lineage: Eukaryota; Metazoa; Arthropoda; Arachnida; Ixodida; Ixodidae. The record is from RefSeq and is a predicted model, not a curated record.